CCACAGCACAGGGGGCAUCCGGGAUCAGUUCCUUUGUCGAGCGCACGACGCCUCACAAGCACGGCAAUGGCAGAUGUUUCCGGAAGCAACUCGAAUCUCGCUGCCGGCGGCGCCGAGAAGACCUCGGCCGCACAGGCUGACGAUAAGGACCAACGCCGCAACUUCAACUAUCCGCUUGUGCGGAACUGCGAUAUGGUUGACGAACUGCGUCUUGAGGCCGUGGACAUGGUCGUGACAGCCGUCGAAAAGCAUCCUGGAAACUACGAGGCGGCUUCGAAAUCCAUCAAAGAGCUGAUGGACAAGCGAUGCGGAAGCAGCUGGCACGUAGUGGUUGGCGAAGGCUUCGGAUUCGAAAUCACCAACGAGAUGCGCAACCUGCUGUAUAUGUACUUUGGAGGCAACAUCGGCGUUCUAGUGUGGAAGGCUUCAUGAAGAGCUCGCUUUGGGCGGUGCGGGAGCGGCGACGUGCCUCAUGACGUGCAAGUCAAGCUGCAGCCCGCAUCGCAAAGCGGAUGUUCGACUCCGACGCCAGUGGCCAUUCUGCGCUGGAUGUCGGUUCCAAACGUGCAUGGUGCCGCCUUUCUGGGUCAUGAAUAUAGACAGGCACCCAGCCCACGAGCAGC
Molecule: messenger RNA, 623 nt
Organism: Polychytrium aggregatum
Lineage: Eukaryota; Fungi; Chytridiomycota; Chytridiomycetes; Polychytriales
Exons: 3
Coding region: 67-432 (121 amino acids)
Biological process (GO): microtubule-based process
Cellular component (GO): dynein complex
Molecular function (GO): dynein light intermediate chain binding; dynein intermediate chain binding
Source: RefSeq, a predicted model, not a curated record